This is a messenger RNA of Catharus ustulatus (Swainson's thrush), 1436 nucleotides long. RefSeq names its product sperm acrosome-associated protein 9-like. Lineage: Eukaryota; Metazoa; Chordata; Aves; Passeriformes; Turdidae. Gene Ontology annotation, cellular component: acrosomal vesicle; sperm flagellum; ciliary base. Bases 107 to 793 code for a protein of 228 amino acids. The transcript is spliced from 4 exons. The record is from RefSeq and is a predicted model, not a curated record.
CCCGCAGUCAGCGCUGAGCGGCCGCUGCUCCGCACAGCCCCGUUCCACCUGGGGAGCUGCCACACCGCCGCCGCCCGCCCACCGGCCGAUCAAGAAAUAACUAAACAUGGAUGAGGUAGUGGAAACCCUAGGAAAGAUCGAGCAGAACUACAAGCUCUUCCAGCAGCAGCAGAUGACAUUUGUCAAAGCACUGAAACUCAGUCGUUUGGAAGCCAAUGAUCUGGUCAGACCUGUGUCAUCCAUUAAUCAGGUAGAGUGCUACAAGGACCACCACUGUUACAAUUCCAGAGACAGGCACGUCCUCAACAUGUUCAUCUCCAUCUGCAACGAUCUCCGCAACCUGUGCCAGAAGCUGGAGAAGGUGCACCCUGGGGACAGUGUGACCAAUGGCCUUCUGGAGAAGUGCAAAGUGCUCCUUAAUGACAGCAACGACUUCACUGACCUUCGAGCCACCUACCCCCAUGGUGUUGUGAACUACCUGAGCUUGGCCGAAGCAACGGAUUGUUACGCAGGAGUGGUGAGCCUGAUCCCCAUCGUGAUAGACACCAUGAGGGAGUGGAUAUCCUACACCAACAAACACCUGCUGCCUAACGUGAGUCAUGGACAUGCCACAACAAAGCAGGAGACACCCAUUUCCCAAACUCCACCUGCUGUGGACCUUACAGUUCAGACCUCCAUUAGUAACAAAAAUACUGUAAAAUUGCAGGAGAGAGAAUGCUCCAAGUGCAAGUAUGAAGAUCCACGUUUGAAAAAACAAGCUCCCUGGAAGACACCAGGCAAACACCCCUACUAAAGAACAGAUCAAUGCUCCUGCAUCAUCUGCUCACUACCUUUAACCACCUGGCUGAUUAAACACAAUGAACUGAACACUAGACAUCCAUCCUGAGUCCACUUUCUGAAGAGCUGCCCUGCAGCCAGCCUGUGACAGAUGCAUUUGCUUUCCCUUGCCGAGAUUUCCACUCUGCUCCUCAUAUCCCCACAGAAGGAGCUGCAGCUACAGCUGCUCCCUGGGGCCAGCACUGCACUGGGAGCAGGGAACACUCAGGACUCAUCAGGUUCUAAUCUCUCUGACAUGACUCUUGGACAAGUUACUUGAAGUAAGAUUUUACAUUUUCUCAGCCUUCUGAGGAACAUCCCCUCUCUGCCACAGCCAGUGGGGUGAGGAACCUGCCUGCGUGAAGGAUGUGAUGCAGAGCAGCAAAGGCCUGGCAUUAUGGAUUAGAAAGGUCUUCGACAUUUAGAAUUGUCUCUAAAAUUCCCUCACCCCCAUGUAAAUACUUUGUUAAGCUGGACCACACAAUCCCUAUGUACAGGACAAACUUUCCACACACGGACACCCGCGCACCACCUUUAUCUACAACUCGAACAGGGACACCUCCCGGCCUCCGCCGGCACCGCCCGGUCACCCCGCGCCGCGGAGGGGCUGGCGGGGGCUC